AUGGAUAUUGUUCUUUGGGGACUGUAUGGAAAUAUCUACACAGAGGCAUAUGAACAUUUUUCAGAUGGUGGACCAAAGUGUUACUAAGAUAUGACAAACACAUUUCGAAUCUCCAUUUCUACAAUUUCUGCCAUAAUUUGCAUUCUUGUGAUGAGUAAAAAUUUGAUAUGAUGAAGAAAAAUGCUGGGCCAAAAUAGAAGUUUCGUAGGAGUUGACCAGAGCAAUUGGAAAGAAACCUAGUUGUUUUGAGUAUUUGGUUGGAUUAUUAUGUUGGGGUACGUUUGCUGUUCAAACUGGAUAUAAGUUAUAUACAGGAAGGGGUAAAUGUGAACAUAACACAAUUACAUAGGUGUUUUUAUGAAUAACCCUUGUCAUAUAGUGUUAUUGAUGUAGGGAUAUGCUUUAUUGACGACAAAACAUAAAUUUAGUGCUGUCAUUUUUAUAUGUCAUUUGAGGUGGCUAUAUGGAGUAUUUGCAGUAUAAAAUUGUAUUCUAACCUAAAGGCAUUGAAGUUUCCAGUAGUAACAGGCUUGGAAUUGCCCCUGGAAGUAGAAUUAUUUUGGAUAGAGCAUCUUAUUGGGGCCUUUGUAGGUCCAUUGGCCUUAACACUAGGUGGAAGGUUCUUCUUUUUUGAAUGGAAAACGUUCUUUGCUCAUCAGAUGUUUGGAUGGGACUCUCAUAUCCUUUAUUAGAGAGUAAGAAUUAUUUGAAGUUUAGAUUUACAUGUUACCAAUGUCAUUGAUGACUUGGGCUAAUUUAAAUUUUAUGCUUUGUAGACCAGACCAUGAUCCAUUUGUUCCAUACAUAGGAAAUUGGUAUUAUGUGUUUUCGGAGAUCUACUUAAACUUGGUUAGUGUAAUGGCAUUCGUAAUUGUAUUUACAUUAACUUGGGUUUUAAGAAAAAUCAUAAGAUAUAAAGAAAAAUAAGAUUGAAUCAUAUAUCAUACAUUACC
Molecule: messenger RNA, 953 nt
Organism: Paramecium octaurelia
Lineage: Eukaryota; Ciliophora; Oligohymenophorea; Peniculida; Parameciidae
Source: the annotation of a GenBank genome assembly